AUGGGCAAAAUUCUACCAGAGGGUGUUGGAGAAGUACAAGAAUUUAUCGAUAUUUGUGAUUAUGCUGUGGGUCUAUCAAGAAUGUUUGACGGAAAAGUAUUACCAUCAGAACGUGCUGGUCAUAUUUUGAUGGAACACUGGAAUCCAUUGGGUAUUGUUGGUGUUAUAUCUGCGUUUAAUUUUCCAUGUGCUGUAUUUGGCUGGAAUGCGAGUAUUGCACUAGUCUGUGGAAAUGUUGUUCUAUGGAAAGGAGCACCAACCACACCAUUAACAAGCAUAGCUACAACAAAGAUAAUUCAAAAAGUUCUUGAACGUAAUAAUUUAUCUGGUGGUUUAAGUUCAAUGAUCACUGGUGGUGCACAAAUUGGUCAAGCGCUAUGUGAAGAUAAACGAAUACCUUUAGUAUCGUUUACAGGCUCAUGUCAAGUCGGAAAAAAAGUUCAAGAAACAGUAACCAGUAGAUUUGGAAAAUGCCUACUUGAAUUAGGUUAG
Didymodactylos carnosus is the source of this 492-nucleotide messenger RNA. The record is from the annotation of a GenBank genome assembly. NCBI's taxonomy places the organism in Eukaryota, Metazoa, Rotifera, Eurotatoria, Philodinida, Philodinidae.